Messenger RNA from Blepharisma stoltei, 1162 nucleotides. Lineage: Eukaryota; Ciliophora; Heterotrichea; Heterotrichida; Blepharismidae. The record is from the annotation of a GenBank genome assembly.
AUGGAAGAGGCAAGAAAUUUGACUAACUCCCCCCUUCCGUGGUAUUUUUUGCCCAAAAACCCACCAUCUGUGAGCGAACAAAAUUAUUUUAAUAGAAAAAUUUUUUAUGAAAAAAAAUUUUGAUAUAUAAGUGAUAAUUAGUAUAAUGAAAUCUCGAACUAAUUCUGUUAAUUUUAAACACAUUGCGUUUUAAAAAAUAAAUUUUGCAAAUUAAAUUAAUAUUUGCUUUCAAAUUAGAAUUUUUUUAAAUUUUGAAGAAAAAAAUUUUUUCUAUAAAAUUUCUAUAUAAUUUUUUUUUAAGAAAAAAUUACCCCCCUUCAUGAGCGAACAAAUUUUUUUUGUUCGCGCACGGAGGGAGAGUAAGAAAAUUUUAAGAUAUGAAGAGAUGCUUAAAAAUAGUGAAGAGGCACAUAUAAAACUGGAAAAAGAGCUAAAAUCAACUAAAAAGCUCUUAAAAAUUGAAAAAGACAACAAUAUUAUACUCAGAAAUGAAAACACAAAGACAGCAAUGAAUUUCAAAUCGUUAAAAGAUUCUUAUGUGACUCUAAGUGAAGAAAUACAAGCUCUAAAACUGAAGUUAAGGAAUAAAAAAAACCAGAGAGAUCAAGAAAGCAUAGAAUGAGACCUUAAAGUAGGCAACUUAAAAAAGGAAAUCGAAAAAAGAGGUUAGAAAUAUUUAGAUAAAUUGUUAGAACAAAAGGACAUAGAAAUUCACCGCCUUAAGCAUAUCAUUGAUGAAAAAGAGGAAAGUAUUGAAGAAAUAAAGAAACAGUUUGCAAUUGUUCAGCAAGAUCUAAACAAUCAAUUACAAGUUUCAAAGAAUUCUGAACUUCAGUUGAAAGAUAAACUUGAUAAGCUUCAAUCUGACUUCUACAUGAAUCAGCAAUCUUUGAUUGCUUUCCAGCACAAAUCAAGAGCCUCUGAAGAAACCUUAGAAUUGUUUCACAGCAUUUUAAAAAACAAAGAAGAUGAAAUUCAUGUGAAUAAAGUGUAAAAAAUAUAUAGAAAAGCAAAAGAGCUCGAGGCCAAAGAAGACCAUUUGCAAGAAGCUGUAAGCAUGCUGCAAGGGGAGCUUAGACUUAUGAAACAGCAAAAAGAAGAAAAAAUCCUUAAAAAGAGAAGAGAUUGCAUGGAAUCGAGAUGCUCUGUUAAGACAUUUUAA